Leopardus geoffroyi (Geoffroy's cat) is the source of this 6057-nucleotide messenger RNA. It is a transcript of the gene WDR17, whose product is annotated as WD repeat domain 17. The record is from RefSeq and is a predicted model, not a curated record. Lineage: Eukaryota; Metazoa; Chordata; Mammalia; Carnivora; Felidae. Gene Ontology annotation, molecular function: protein binding. The coding region runs from base 144 to 4100 and encodes 1318 amino acids. The transcript is spliced from 31 exons.
UUACAGCUGAGUGAUGGUGACAUGGUUCCCCUGUGAGGCCAGAUUUCAGCUCUGCACUCCCCACAGUCCUAACCCACCGAGGAGAGGUGCUGACUGUUCUGAUGCCGACUUUCCAAUUGCCUUGAUUAAAGUAGAAACAUUCUAUGGCUUGGAUGACUUACAUUUCAAAUUGGUUUGAUCAAGAUGAUUGGUAUGAAGGACUACAAAGAGCAAACAUGUCCCAGGUAAGGCAAGUGGGACUCCUAGCUGCUGGAUGUCAGCCUUGGAACAAAGAUGUUUGCGCUGCCCAUGGAGACAGGUUUGCGUACUGUGCUACCCUGGCCAUCUAUAUUUAUCAGUUGGAUCACCGUUAUAAUGAAUUCAAACUUCACGCAAUUAUGUCUGAACAUAAAAAAACAAUCACAGCUCUCUCUUGGUGUCCACAUAACCCUGAUCUGUUUGCAAGUGGCAGUACCGAUAACUUAGUGAUCAUUUGGAAUGUUGCAGAACAAAAAGCCAUUGCUAAGCUCGACAAUACAAAAGGGGUGCCUGCCUCUCUCAGCUGGUGCUGGAAUGCAGGUGAUACGGUGGCAUUUGUUUCCCACAGAGGCCCGCUGUUCAUUUGGACCAUCUCAGGACCAGAGAGUGGGGUGACUGUUCACAGGGAAGCUCACAGCUUCUUGUCUGAUAUCUGUAUAUUCAGAUGGCAUAGCCAAAAAAGGGGGAAAGUUGUAUUUGGUCAUAUUGAUGGAAGUCUAUCAAUUUUUCAACCAGGUAGUAAAAGUCAGAAACAUGUUCUGAGACCUGACUCUCUUGAAGGGACAGAUGAAGAAGAUCCAGUGACAGCCCUGGAAUGGGACCCGCUGUCUACCGAUUAUCUCCUUGUGGCUAAUUUGCACUUUGGAAUUCGCCUACUAGAUUCGGAAUCCCUUCAUUGCAUCACAGCAUUUAAUUUUCCCAGUGCAGCGGCUUCUGUCCAGUGCUUGGCCUGGGUUCCCAGUGCGCCCGGGAUGUUUGUCACUGGAGAUUCUCAAGUGGGUGUUUUGCGUAUUUGGAAUGUUUCACGAACAACACCUAUAGAUAAUUUUAAACUAAAGAAAACAGGGUUUCACUGCUUACAUGUACUUAAUUCUCCUCCAAGAAAAAAAUUUUCAACCCAGUCUCCAACUAAAAAUCAUUAUACGUCCUCAACGAGUGAAGCAGUUCCUCCCCCAACUUUGACACAGAAUCAAGCAUUUUCUCUUCCUCCCGGUCACGUCGUGUGCUGUUUCUUGGAUGGUGGGGUUGGGCUUUAUGACCUAGGAGCCAAGAAGUGGGAUUUUCUUAGGGACUUGGGGCAUGUGGAAACAAUCUUUGACUGCAAAUUCAAACCCGACGACCCCAAUCUUUUGGCGACAGCUUCAUUUGAUGGCACCAUAAAAGUCUGGGACAUAAACACGUUGACAGCCGUGCACACGUCCCCGGGGAACGAAGGCGUUGUUUACUCCCUCUCGUGGGCUCCAGGUGACUUAAACUGCAUUGCUGGUGCAACGUCCCGAAAUGGUGCUUUUAUUUGGGAUGUGAAAAGGGGCAAAAUGGUACAGCGAUUUAAUGAGCAUGGAAAAAACGGAAUAUUCUGCGUUGCCUGGAGUCAUAAAGAUUCCAAAAGAAUAGCCACCUGCAGUGGUGACGGUUUCUGUAUUAUCCGAACGGUUGACGGUAAAGUGUUGCACAGAUACAAGCACCCCGCUGCGGUGUUCGGUUGUGACUGGAGCCAGAACAACAAAGACAUGAUAGCCACUGGCUGUGAAGAUAAAAAUGUUCGUGUCUAUUACGUAGCCACCAGCUCUGAUCAACCGCUGAAAGUCUUCAGUGGGCACACUGCCAAAGUGUUCCAUGUUAGAUGGUCUCCUCUGCGGGAGGGAAUUCUUUGCAGUGGCUCUGAUGACGGUUCUGUUCGAAUCUGGGAUUAUACUCAGGAUGCUUGCAUAAACAUUCUUAGUGGCCACACUGCACCUGUGAGGGGAUUAAUGUGGAAUACUGAGAUCCCUUACCUUCUCCUGUCUGGCAGCUGGGACUACACUAUAAAAGUAUGGGACACUCGAGAAGGAACUUGUUUGGAUACUGUUUAUGAUCACGGUGCAGAUGUAUAUGGGUUAACAUGCCAUCCCAGCCGCCCCUUCACCAUGGCAUCUUGUUCCCGUGACUCUACAGUGAGACUCUGGUCAUUAACACCUUUAAUCGCUCCUUUACCAAUAAAUAUUCUGGCAGACAGAUCUUGGGAAGAAAUUAUCGGGAACAUUGAUCAUGCUGUGGAACAAGGCACUCCCCCUCUAUUGUGUGGUAAAGUAUCAAGAGAUAUUAAACACGAAAUAGAGAAGCUAACUGGUAAUCCUCGAGCAAAGAAGCUAAGAUGGUUUUCAGAGUGUUUAUCACCUCCAGGUGGCAGUGACAACUUAUGGAACUUAGUUGCUGUGGUAAAAGGACAGGACGAUAGCUUGCUCCCUCAGAACUACUGUAAAGGAAUAAUGCAUUUGAAACAUCUGAUUAAAUUUAGAACGUCUGAAGCCCAAGAAUUAACAACAGUCAAGAUGUCUAAAUUUGGUGGUGGUAUUGGUGUGCCUACUAAAGAGGAAAGACUGAAGGAGGCUGCAGAAAUACAUUUGAGAUUAGGACAAAUUCAGAGAUACUGUGAACUUAUGGUUGAACUUGGAGAGUGGGACAAGGCCUUGUCAGUCGCACCGGGGGUGUCUGUGAAAUACUGGAAGAAGUUAAUGCAGAGGAGAGCUGAUCAGUUAAUCCAGGAAGAUAAGGAUGAUGUCAUUCCAUACUGCAUCGCCAUUGGAGAUGUGAAAAAAUUAGUGAACUUUUUUAUGUCAAGAGGUCAGCUUACAGAAGCUCUGCUUGUGGCACAGGCUGCUUGUGAGGGAAACAUGCAGACCGUACAUGUUUCCACACCUAAAGGAUCUUCAUAUCCUGAUGAUAUCUACAAGGAAGACUGUCAUGAACUCCUGCACAAAGUCAGUGAAGAACUAGCGGAAUGGUAUUUUCAGGAUGGUCGCGCAGUGUUAGCCGCAUGUUGCCAGCUAGCCGUAGAUAAUACUGAGCUUGCUAUGGCAUACCUGAUUCGUGGAAAUGAACUGGAGUUGGCCGUCAGUGUGGGCACAGUGCUCGGAGAGCCUGCUGCACCCACAACCCACUAUGCCCUGGAAUUGCUGGCGAGAAAAUGCAUGAUGAUUCCACCAUGCUUUCCAUCUGUUGGAUACAGGAAUUUGGCAGCUGAUCUUCUCCUGAUGACUCCUGACAAUGAACUACAGUUAGUUAAACUCUGUGCUUUCUACCCAGGGUGUACCGAAGAGAUCAAUGAUCUUCAUGAGAAGUGCAAGCUACCCACAGUAGAAGAAUGUAUGCAGUUAGCAGAGGCUGCCCUUGCAGAUGGUAAUAUAUUUGAAACUGUGAAGUAUUUCUUGUUAAGUCAAGAGCCUGAAAAAGCCCUUCCUAUUGGUAUUGACUUCAUCAAAGAAUGCAUCAGUAGCUCAGAAUGGACAUUGGAUACCGUUUACCCCAUUCUUGACCUAUUGAGUUAUAUCCGUACUGAAAAAUUAGUCUUGCAUACGUGUACUAAAGCUCGAAAUGAAUUGCUCGUCUUAUGUGGUUAUAUUGGUGCAUUAUUGGCCAUCAGAAGACAGUACCAAAGCAUUGUUCCAGCACUUUAUGAGUACACAAGUCAGCUGUUAAAACGUCGGGUGGUAUCAGUGCCUUUAAAAAUUGAGCACCUCUCUGAGGAAUUGGAUGCGUGGAGGGCUUGCACACGGUCCGCGAGCCGAUCACCAGAAGAAUCUCCAUAUACACCCCCUUCUGAUUCACAAAGAAUGGUUUAUGCAACUUUACUAAAGAGACUACAAGAAGAACCACUCAAAGGAAUUGUUGGGCCGGAUUAUGUGACUGGAUCAAAUCUGCCCAGUCAUUCAGAUAUUCACAUCUCUUGUCUUACGGGAUUAAAAAUCCAGGUACAGCCUAAUGGCCCUGUAUUUUUCCUUGAAGAUGGGAAAUCUACUAUCUCAUUGAAUGACGCUUUGAUGUGGGCAAAGGUGAACCCAUUCUCACCUUUAGGGACUGGAAUACGACUCAACCCGUUUUGACAGGUUUUUCUCCAUGUUUAACUGUUUUUUAAAAAAGACCUUUUGUGGGUUAAUAUUACCUUAACUUUUGUUGUGCACAACCAAAGGUUGAGGGGAGAAGGGGAGGUGGGAAUAACAGUUGACUUAAUUCAUCAACUUCAAAAAAUAAAAUAUUUAUGUAAUUUCAAGGAAAAAUAGGUGUAUUCUUUAUAAAAUAGAGUAGCCAUAUUUGAGAGAAAGAUAAUAUUUAAGUUAUAAAAGACCGAAAAAUAUAAAAGAGCAUAUUAAAGUUUCAGAAAGCAAAAAGGUACCAAAAGACUAUAUUUUUGAAACUUUGAAACAUAUAAAAUAACACAACAGAUAGAAUAGUGCUUGACAUGUAGUAAGUACUUAAGGAAUAUUGGAAUAUCAACAUGUAACUAAGGUAUGUUAUGACCGAUCUUCGAGUUAACAAACACCUAGAUUGUCCUCUGUAAAAUAUAUAGUAAACCACUAGUUUUAGUUCAUAUUUAAUAAAAAGUUUCCAGUUACGAGCUUACAGCGUGUCAAUAAAUGGAUGCACAGUCAAAAUACUUACGAGUUUUAUUUUUUAAAAAAAGAAGGCAUUACCAAAUUUUUUAACUGAAAUUAAAUGUGCAAGUAUAAAGGACUAGGUUAUGUAGGCAUAACAAAAAUUGACGCAUGAAAAACACAAAUGCAGUUAAGUUGGUCUGAGAAUUUACAUUUGAUGAUAAUUGACUAUUUUAAAAGAUAUUUGAUAUGUGUGGAUGUUUUGAUUAUGCAUUUAAUAUUUACAGUAAUCUCUAAUUGAUUUAUAUUAACUUUCUAUAACAUUUAUUUGAUAAAUUCAGUUUCAAAUUUCUAUGAGUAAAUAGGAUAUUAGUUAAAAUUUGGGGUAUAUUAUAAAUUCAAGUUUUUAAAAUAUUUAUUAAAAGAGUAAAACUAUUGGGGCACCUGGGUGGCUCCGUCGGUUAGGCGUCCAACUCUUGAUUUUGGCUCAGGUCAUGAUCUCACGGUUGUGAGAUCGGGCCCCACUUCAGACUCUAUGUUCGGUUCCGUGUCCAACUCAGCGCUGGACGUGGAACCUGCAUAAUAUUCCCCCUGCCUCUCCCCUACCCCUCCCUUCCCCUGCUCACUCUCUUUCUCUCUCAAAAUAUUAAAAACAAAACAAAAAAAAAUAAUAAAACUAUUUUUUGAAAAAGUCUGAGGCAUGACUACCAGUAUUUCAAUUGUAUUAGAAUUCUGGUUUUGAGGUCUAUGAAAUUAAUGUGUGACUAGGAACAAUAAUACUUUGGUACUCGAGCUGUUUCAUAGGAUUCAUAAUAUAGAUGUUUUUGUCUAAAGAGUGAGCUUAUAUAAAUAGAAUAAUUGUGGUUUUUUUAUUAUAUUUAAACCUGUUACAUUGAAAGUAUUUUAAAAAUUUUCUUAAACCCACUUCUAAAACAGAAAAUAAGAUAUAUAUUAUGUACUCUCUAUUGCAUUAACCACUUCUAACUCCUCAAAAAGACAUUAGAAGGCCUAAAUUCUAUUUUAUUAAAAAGAUUUAAUUAACACUGCAGAAGAGAAUAUAUGUGACUCACUGAUAGUGAGAAGUAUUUUUUUAAAUCCUUGGUUAUAUGUGUAACUCAAAUUUUUUUAGGUGGGAGAAUUUUUCAUUAGCAUAUAUGUAGUAAAAUUCACUUAAAAAUGUCAGUUGAAAUCCUACUAUAAUUCUCUUUGUUUUAAAAUAGAAGCUUCUUAAUAGAAGCCUAUCUUCUGUGCUUUAACUACUUUGAAAGAAAAGAUACCAUUGAGUUUAAGUUAUACACAGAUAAACAAUUAUUUCCUUCUUCUGUAUUUUAAAUGAAUGCGGAAAAAUGGUAUUUUAUGUACAAACUGAAAAAAUAUAACUCUUUAGCACAUGAACAUAAUAGAGGAGGAACCAAAUUUGUGUCUAAAAUCUAAAUUGAAUUGAUUCAAAUAUAAUUCUAUUACUCUU